GCGUGCUGAGCUGAGGGAUCUAUUGUUCCUCUGGCUUUUUUAUUUUUUUCUCCUCCACUCAGACCUCAUUCUUCUCCACUGACCCAGAGAACACACCGAAGAAGAAAUAAAAGGAGGGAAAAUAGAAGAGUUAGUGGAGAAAGAUAGAGACAAGUGGAUUACCCUUUCCUGGAGGAACCACGUACAGAAGAGUGAGAGGGACAAUAGCAGGCACACUUUCCCCUGUGCCGCAUCUUCUUGUGCAUACAUCUCCUGCUGAGUGUGUGUGUAUCGUGUGGGUCUGUUUGGCCAGACUUGAGCCGUGUGGAUCUAUCUGGCCGGGCUGAAGUCAUGGGGCUGGCCAGCAGGGCGGCAGGAAGAGGGGGCACUUCAGCAGGGGCUCUUGCCACCCUCUUCAGAGUAGCUCUGCUCUUUUUUGGGCUUUGGGAUGUCCAGACACAAACAGUCGCCAACACAAAACCCACCUACAUCUGGCAAACAGGGCCAUGGGGUAGGUGCAUGGGCAGCGAGUGUGGUCCGGGGGGAAGUCAAAGCCGAGCGGUGUGGUGUGCCCAUUCCGAGGGCUGGACCACGUUACACACCAACUGCCAGCAGUCGGAGCGACCCAGCAACCAACAGAGCUGCUUCCGGGUGUGCGAUUGGCACAAAGAGCUGUACGACUGGCAGCUAGGGGCCUGGAACCAGUGCGUGCCGGUGUCUAUGCGCAGUGUGGGCGUGCCAAGGCCAGCGGUGUGCACUCGGGGCGAAGAGGGCAUCCAGACGCGGGAAGUGGGCUGCUUGCACAAAUCGGAUGGCAUUCCCGCAGAAGAUGCCAUCUGCGAGUACUUUGAGCCCAAGCCACGGUUAGAGCAGGCCUGCCUUAUCCCGUGCCCACGUGACUGCGUAGUGUCCGAAUUCUCCCCAUGGACGUCCUGCUCUAAGAGUUGUGGGAUGGGUCUGCAGAACCGCUUGCGAUGGGUUCUAGCCCCGCCCCUUUUUGGCGGUUCGGCUUGCCCCAACCUCACAGAGUUCCACACCUGCCAGCCGGGCCCCUGCGAGGGUGAGGAGAGCCUGCACAGCCUGAGGGUGGGACCUUGGGGCCCCUGCAUGGCUUCACCUAUACGACAGACCCGAGAAGCCAGAGAGCCCAAACCUGAACGGAAAGCAAAGCGAGAUCGGCAGGCCAGGCAAGAACGCCAGGGCAAGCGUCGCAGGAACAAAGAGAAAAAGGAGGUGAAGGAAAACAAAGGAGAACGUGUGAAGGAUAGGGUCAGGGUGAAGGGAAGGAUGAGGGACCCUGAGACCCAAGAGCUCAUCAAAAAGAAGAGGACGAGGAAUCGUCAGAACCGCCAGGGGUUGAAAUUCUGUGACCUGCAGGUGGGCUACCAGACCAGGGAGGUGACGUGUGUUCACCGAAGUGGAAACACAGUGGCGCUCAGCCAGUGUAACCAGCAGACACUUCCUGUGACAUAUCAAGCAUGUGUCAUCCCAAAGGACUGUGAAGUGACCGAGUGGUCGGACUGGUCUGCCUGCUCAAAGGAGUGCUAUGAUCUGAAUGGGCGUAAGGGACAGCGGACACGCACACGUCAGGUGAAGCAGUUCCCGGUGGGUGUAGGAGCCGAGUGUCCUGAGCUGGAGGAGAGUGAACCGUGUUAUCCUCAAGGAGAAGGAAUCCCGCCAUGUAUAGUGUAUAAUUGGCGAACCACAGAGUGGAGCGACUGCAGGGUGGAUGUGCUCCUCAGCCAACAGGACCGUCGCCGGAGCAACCAGACAGGGCUCUGCGGAGGCGGGGUUCAAACCAGGGAGGUCUACUGCGUUGAAGCCCCCACUGAAACCUCAUCUAACCUCAGCUCCCUCAAGAACAAAGAUGGCUUGCGGCCAGUGAACAGUGACCUGUGUCUGGGCGUUUCUCCUAACACCACCCAGCUCUGCCAUAUUCCCUGUCCUGUGGAGUGUGAGGUGUCCUCCUGGAGCGCAUGGGGGCCCUGCACCUUUGAAAACUGUCAGGAUCAGUCCACAAAGAAAGGUUUCAAACUGAGGAAAAGGAAAAUCAUGAAUGAGCCCACAGGUGGCACAGGAAAUUGCCCCCACCUGACGCAGGCAAUUCCCUGUGAGGAGCCCAGUUGCUAUGAAUGGCUGCUGGUGAAGCUGGAGGAGUGUGUGCCUGACAAUGACAGAGUAUGUGGACCGGGAACCCAGAACCCACAAGUACAGUGCGUCAACAGUGACGGUGAAUUCGUGGACAGGCAGCUGUGCCGGGACGCCAUCCUUCCCAUGCCUGUGCUGUGCGAGGUGCCCUGCCCCAAAGACUGUGUGCUCAGUCCCUGGACUUCAUGGUCUCUGUGCUCCAAUACCUGCUCAGGGAAGAACUCGGAGGGCAAGCAGACCAGAUCACGCUCCAUUCUGGCCUACAACGCUGGGGACGGUGGAGGUCAGUGCCCCAACAGCAGCGCCUUGCAGGAGGUCCGCAACUGCAAUGAUCAUCCCUGCACUGUGUACCACUGGCAGACGGGGCCCUGGGGUCAGUGCAUAGAGGACACCUCCGUUCCAUCUGCCAACAGCUCGCUCAGCCGCACCGGAGCAGGAGUCGGCACUAAUGAGGCGUUCUGCUCGGUUGGAAUGCAGACGCGUAAAGUCAUUUGUGUCCGGGUCAAUGUGGGCCAGGUGCCACCUAAAAAGUGUCCAGAGAGUCUGCGUCCAGAGACUGUAAGGCCGUGUCUUCUGCCCUGCAAGAGAGACUGCAUUGUCACUCCUUACAGUGAUUGGACACCUUGCCCUUCCUCUUGUCAGACAGGUGGUGCCGUCAAAAAGAAGCAAUCAAGGAAACGCAUUAUCAUUCAGCUUCCAGCUAACGGGGGCCAAGACUGUCCAGAAGUGCUCUUCCAGGAGAAGGAAUGUGAUGCCUCGUCUGUUUGUCCAGGCUACAGGUGGAAAACCCACAAGUGGCGCAGGUGUCAGUUGGUGCCCUGGACCAUUCGUCAGGACAGUCCUGGAGCACAAGAGACCUGUGGACCAGGACUACAGGCUAGAGCCGUAUCGUGUAAAAAGUUGGAUGGUGGACCUGCAGACGUUGCGGCCUGUCUUAAGUUUGCAGGUCCUAUGCCUCAACUCACUCAGUCCUGCCAGCUUCCAUGCCAGGAUGACUGCCAGCUGACCACCUGGUCCAAAUUCUCAUCCUGCGCUGCUGAUUGUGUGGGUGUCCGAACUAGGAAAAGGACUCUUGUUGGUAAAAGCAAAAAGAGAGAACAAUGUAAAAACACACAGAUGUAUCCUCUGAGCGAAACCCAGUACUGCCCCUGCAACAAGUACAAUGCCCAGCCCGUGGGGAACUGGUCCGACUGCAUCCUGCCCGAGGGUGGGCGAAUAGAGGGCCUUUUGGGUAUGAAAGUGCAAGGUGAUAUCAAGGAGUGUGGCCAGGGUUACCGGUUUCAAGCCAUGGUGUGCUAUGACCAGGACAACCGCCUCGUGGAGACGUCACGCUGCAACAGUCACGGUUACAUAGAGGAGGCGUGUAUCAUCCCAUGUCCAUCUGACUGUAAGCUCAGCGAGUGGUCAAACUGGUCCCGUUGCAGUAAGUCCUGUGGCAGUGGAGUCAAAGUACGGUCCAAGUGGCUUCGGGAGAAACCUUAUAACGGUGGCAGGCCCUGCCCCAAACUGGACCAUGUCAAUCAGGUGUAUGAAGUGGUACCAUGUCUGAGCGACUGCAGUCAGUAUGUCUGGGUGGCUGAGCCGUGGAGUGUCUGGAAGGUCAGUAAUGUUGAUCUGAAGGAGAACUGUGGGGAAGGUGUACAGACGAGGAAAGUCAGGUGCAUGCAGAACACUGUUGAUGGACCUUCAGACCCUGUAGAAGACUAUCUCUGUGAUCCAGAGGAGAUGCCGCUUGGAGCCAGAGAGAGCAAGUUGCCCUGUCCUGGGGACUGCGUUUUGACUGACUGGGGCCCUUGGAGUCGAUGCCCAUUGCCAUGCAAUGUGAAUAGUACAAGGCAGAGGACCGCCAGCCCUAGACGUCAGCCUGGGGAAGAGAAACAGUGUCCUUCAACUACAGAGAAAGAAACGUGCACCCUGAACACCAACUGCUUCCAUUACUCCUAUAAUAUUACAGACUGGAGCACAUGUCAGCUGAGUGAACGAGCCGUAUGUGGGGUUGGAUUCAAAACACGCAUGCUUGACUGUGUUCGCAGUGAUGGCAAGUCUGUGGACCUCAAGUUUUGCGAGGAGCUUGGUCUCGAGAAAAAAUGGCAGAUGAACGCUUCCUGUGUGGUCGAGUGCCCUGUCAACUGCCAGCUGUCUGACUGGUCGUCCUGGUCUGAAUGCUCUCACACCUGCGGCCUUGCAGGGAAGCUCUGGAGAAGGAGAACUGUGAUCCAGGCCUCUCAGGGAGAUGGACGGCCAUGUUCCUCACAGCUGGAGCAGUGGAAGCCCUGUCCUGUUAAACCCUGCUACAGCUGGAGGUACAGCGCCUGGUCUCCAUGCAAAUCUGAGGGUGCACGGUGUGGAGAGGGCCUGCGCUUCAGGAACAUGUUCUGCUUUGUGUCUGAUGGCUCGGGGAAGGAUCCGGGCAGUAUGGUGGAGGAGGAAAUGUGUGGAGACCUGGAGCAGACAGUGGAUGGGGACAAACAGAUCAUCCUGCAGGAGUCCUGCACGGUGCCCUGCCCAGGUGAGUGUUACCUGACAGAAUGGGCUGUGUGGAGCCUGUGUCAGCUGAGCUGUAUCAGCGGGGAUGAUCUGGGAUUCGGUUCGAUGCAGGUGCGUUCUCGUGCCGUUCUAGCUCAGGAACCUGAGAACCUUCUUCAGUGUCCGGAACAGGAAUGGGAAGCCAGGCCAUGUACAGAGGGCCAGUGUUAUGAGUACAAAUGGAUGAUCGGUCCAUGGAAAGGCUCGUCUCGACAAGUCUGGUGCCAGCGCUCUGAUGGAUUGAAUGUCACAGGUGGAUGCCCGUUGAGAAGCGAGCCGAUGUCUGACAGAUCAUGUGACCCAGCCUGCGUCAAACCUCGCUCCUACUGCACUGAGGCUGGUGUAUGCGGCUGCGAGGAGGGUUACACUGAGGUGAUGACUUCUGAUGGAGUGUUGGACCAGUGCACGGUCAUACCGGUGCUUGAGAUCCCCACCGCAGGAGACAGUAAGGCUGACGUGAAGACGAUCCGAGCCCUCAACCCCACUGAGCCCACCGCCAACCUGCCAGGCCGCUCCGGACGCACCUGGUUCCUCCAGCCCUUCGGACCCGAUGGCAAACUGAAGACCUGGGUGUAUGGUGUGGCAGCUGGAGCUUUUGUACUGCUAGUGUUCAUAGUCUCUAUGACUUACUUAGCCUGCAAAAAGCCAAAGAAGCCCCAGAGAAGACAGAUGAACAACAGACUCAAGCCUCUGACGCUGGCUUACGACGGCGAUGCUGACAUGUAGCCUAACCACGUUUGCUUCAUACUACAGAUACUCGCCUCCUUUCACAGUCGGCCAUCGGUACAAGCCUCAAACAAGGAGACUCGCGCAAACUCACCGACUGCUUUUUAUAAGACGCUAAUGGAACCUCAGAGAGAGAGACUCGAUCUGGGUUUAUAUAAUGUUUCUCCCCCCUCCUUUUUUUACGUUCAAGUUUUUUUGACUUUAUUUCACGAGAGCCUUCAUAAACUCUUCAAAAAUCUUCUUCAGGAAGUCUGCCUUCACCUCUCUGCCAUCGACAUCUUUCUGUAACAUAGACUUUAGUCUUUCAGGAGGAAAGUUGCAGGAGCUUUUUGAAAUUGGGAAGUGCUGAGAAAGCACAAAAUAUGCCCGUCUCCUGUUUAGUCCUGCAAUAUGUACAUUGUCUGUGGCUGUUGGGAGGUCGCAUGUUCAGACAAACUAAAUACACAAUAGCAUUUUCAGCCCCGAAACGCUCAAUAUUGUGUGAUCAGAAGGAUAAAAGACUGCAGAUUGAAUGGGCUCUCUAGUGCCCCCUAUAGAAACUCUGGCCUGCCUUUCCCCCUUUCUGUAUCCAGGCUCCAUUUUGCACUAUAUUAGUGCAGCAUGAACAUUUACUUAUAGCAUUGCCAUAGAAAACUGCCUCUCGCAAAACAAGACGAUGUACAGUCUUGUGCUAGACAAGUUUCUUGUUUUAAAAAAAGAGAGCGAGAGAACAAAAGUAGCCCUUUUUCUUCUGAUGGAACUCACUGGUGUUUGUUUAUUCAUACUUGUUUACUGGUUACCUCCUGUUUGUGAUAAAGGGGCCGUUGAAAAGUUUUUUUGUGGACUCCACAAACCCCCCUGUUGUAUGUACAGUUGCAAUCAGCCAUGUGUUUGCUUUCUUUGCCUGAUUGACUUGUGUAUGAUUCAAUGGUUCUUUUCAGCUUAGAGAUCCAGGUCGGUGAAGUUUUCCAUGUGUUGCAGUCUUUCGUCUCUGAUUCCAAGGGCUCUGUGUUCAUAAUUGGAGCGCUUUUAACAGUAUGCUGUUUGAUUUACUGAUCCUGCUGUGUCUGUGUGAACCAGUUCUGUUUGCAGUUUAUAUAACGUGACUGUCUAACACAAUAACAGCAUGCCUUUUCAUAUCAGCUAGAUUCAGAAAAACCAAUACUCUGAUAUUGAAUGAUUACUUGUGGAAGCAUUCGUUUGACAUUAUUAUUACCUAUUCCGAACCUGAUUUGAGGUUGAACAAAUCUCAGCUCAUUCAUUAGAAUGAAGAAAUGCUGUGGUUUGUGCUGAGUCAUUACGUAAGGGAUGAUGUACAGUGAGCUGGUUAUUAUUGCAAAUUAAAACCUGACAGGGUGAUUUCUAAUAUAAAUAA
Sinocyclocheilus anshuiensis is the source of this 6733-nucleotide messenger RNA. RefSeq names its product thrombospondin type-1 domain-containing protein 7A-like. NCBI's taxonomy places the organism in Eukaryota, Metazoa, Chordata, Actinopteri, Cypriniformes, Cyprinidae. The record is from RefSeq and is a predicted model, not a curated record. The transcript is spliced from 27 exons. Gene Ontology annotation, cellular component: plasma membrane. Bases 331 to 5379 code for a protein of 1682 amino acids. Gene Ontology annotation, biological process: actin cytoskeleton organization.